AUGGCAUUUCGCGUGCAGUUCGAGGGGAACAAUGAGGUCGGCGUCUUUGCCAAACUCACCAACGCUUACGCAUUGGUAGCCAUCGGCGGCUCUGAGAACUUCUACUCCAUCUUCGAGUCGGAGCUCUCGGACUCCAUUCCGGUGAUCCACGCGUCGAUCGCCGGGUGCCGUAUCGUGGGUCGCAUGACGGCCGGCAACCGACACGGCCUACUGGUGCCCAACUCGACCACCGAUCAGGAGCUGCAACACAUCCGCAACUCACUGCCAGACAGUGUCCGCAUUCAGCGCGUGGAGGAACGGCUGUCGGCGUUGGGGAACGUCGUGGCGGCCAACGAUUACGUGGCGUUAGUGCACCCGGACGUGGACAGGGAGACCGAGGAGAUCAUUGUCGACACGCUUAAGGUGGAGGUGUUUCGGCAGACGGUAGCCAAUCAAGUGCUGGUCGGCUCCUACUGCUCGCUGUCUAAUCAAGGUGGUUUACUCCACCCGAGGAUUGGUGUUGAGGCCCAGAAUGAGUUGUCAUCACUACUGCAGAUACCACUGAUCGCCGGCACUGUGAACAGGGGUAGCGAAGUGAUCGGCGCCGGUAUGGUUGUCAACGACUGGUCCGCCUUUUGCGGGUUCGACACCACGUCCACCGAGAUAUCGGUCAUUGAGAGCAUAUUUAAGCUGAACGAAGCGGUCGGUCCUAACGCUAUACAGACAUCCCUCAGACAGUCGCUCAUCGAGAGCGGCGACCCGACCGGUAAGGGCACCGGCGGUACGUCCAUAUACGGCGCCAAAUUCAAUGACGAGAUCCACCCUUCCCUCAAGCAUACCGGCGCCGGUGUGUUGAGUAUGGCCAACGCCGGCGCUAACACCAACGGCUCGCAGUUCUUCAUAACACUGGCGCCCACUCAGCACUUGGACGGCAAGCACACCAUCUUUGGCCGGGUGUCGGGCGGUAUGGAAGUGGUCGACAAGACGGGCAAAGUUAAGACCGAUAAGAACGACCGCCCCCUCCAGGAGGUUAAGAUUGUCAAGUCAUCCGUCAAACUGUAG
Oppiella nova is the source of this 1041-nucleotide messenger RNA. The record is from the annotation of a GenBank genome assembly. NCBI's taxonomy places the organism in Eukaryota, Metazoa, Arthropoda, Arachnida, Sarcoptiformes, Oppiidae.